Penicillium verhagenii is the source of this 426-nucleotide messenger RNA. RefSeq names its product negative cofactor 2 transcription regulator complex subunit NCB2 (gene nctB). The transcript has 4 exons. Gene Ontology annotation, molecular function: protein heterodimerization activity; general transcription initiation factor activity; TBP-class protein binding. Gene Ontology annotation, cellular component: negative cofactor 2 complex. Bases 1 to 426 code for a protein of 141 amino acids. Gene Ontology annotation, biological process: chromatin remodeling; positive regulation of transcription by RNA polymerase II; RNA polymerase II preinitiation complex assembly. NCBI's taxonomy places the organism in Eukaryota, Fungi, Ascomycota, Eurotiomycetes, Eurotiales, Aspergillaceae. The record is from RefSeq and is a predicted model, not a curated record.
AUGUCCGACCGCGAAUUUAACUCUAACGACGACCUGUCGCUUCCAAAGGCGACGGUCCAGAAGAUCAUCACUGAGAUCUUGCCUCCUUCUUCCGGCCAGACUUUCUCCAAAGAUGCGCGCGACUUGCUUAUGGAAUGCUGCGUGGAGUUUAUCACCUUGAUCUCCUCCGAGGCCAAUGACAUCAGCGAAAAAGAAGCUAAGAAGACAAUCGCAUGCGAACACGUGGAGAAAGCUCUAAGAGAUCUUGGGUUCGGGGACUACAUCCCCUAUGUCCUUGCGGUCGCUGAAGAUCACAAAGAACAAUUAAAGUCUCGAGAGAAAAAACAGAGCAAGAUGGAGCAGAGUGGACUUUCGGAAGAAGAGCUGCUGCGACAACAGCAGGAGCUAUUCCGCUCUGCGACGGAGAAGUAUAAUGCGGCGGAGUAG